Egretta garzetta (little egret) is the source of this 6809-nucleotide messenger RNA. It is a transcript of the gene ACER2, whose product is annotated as alkaline ceramidase 2. Gene Ontology annotation, molecular function: hydrolase activity, acting on carbon-nitrogen (but not peptide) bonds, in linear amides. The transcript is spliced from 5 exons. The record is from RefSeq and is a predicted model, not a curated record. The coding region runs from base 3024 to 3704 and encodes 226 amino acids. Gene Ontology annotation, biological process: ceramide metabolic process. Lineage: Eukaryota; Metazoa; Chordata; Aves; Pelecaniformes; Ardeidae. Gene Ontology annotation, cellular component: membrane.
UGACAUACAUAGGUGCCUCACUUGUUUGGAAAGGGUGGUGUUGAUAGUUGCUGUGUAUCUAAAGGUGUGGUCCUUGCAGGGAGCCAGGCUGAUACCAGAGAAUGAAAACCAUCAAGUCAGUUCCAGCGUUGAACAGUUGACGCUGAACUUGAAACUGGGAGAACUUAAACAACGUGUUUCAGAAAACGUUCCAGAGCCCCGUUUUUAAUAAAAAUCGUGGAAAAUAUGUAUGGGCUAUGAGAAAUAGAGCUAAGCUAUUGCAUGAAAGAGAUACGUGAUGAUCACAUUUUUUGUGAACUUAAUAGAAAAGUAUUUCAGUACUAAAAUUAUUUCAAUUUUUAAGGUGUUAGGAAAUCCUCCUGGUGGCCAUUGCAAAGAGCACAAGUCAUGGCCAAGCUCCAGGUUGCAAGGGUUUUCUUGCAUUUGCAGGCAGGACCUUAGCAUGAACAGGAGUUCAGUACCAGAAGAGCACUACUGUAGGGCAGAACUCCUCCCUUGUUGUCUAAUCACUAGCGUAAAUCUGCAUUGCUACAGGUAUGGUAGGUAGAUGUGUUUCCUUUCUCAUCUUGUUCCUAGGCAGAAUAAGGAUGUUCUAGCCAAUUUUUUAUAGGCUGUGAUUACCUGGUCUGAUUUUCUGAGUUGGUCAGCUCUAGCUGUAGAGGUGGAAAGGUUUUCUUCCACACCACUUUUGUUUAUAACCAUCUAUUUUUUUUCCACUUGACACCUCUCUUUGGCCUAACUAUGGCUGAAGCCUAAAACGUGUAGAGCACUCCCUACAGGACUUGUUCAUAUUCCAUCAUCCCUGCUACCAAUCACCGUGUAUGCUUUUCCUACCUGUUUUGGGGCAAGGGGAGCCCUCCCAGCCUGUGCUUGUGUCAACACAUCAUGCGCUGGGAUCCUGGUCUGUGGCUACAUUCCCAGUGUUGCUAAAGUUCUCUGCUGCAUGGAGCUGGGGGGUUUUUUAUGCAUGGAAGAUGCUCAAGUGACCCUGUUUGGUUGAAUGUGUAAGUUGUUUUACAUGGAUUGGGCAAAUCGAUCUGCCUCUUAAAAUCUGCUAAAGCAGGAUACUACUUUAUAAAUAACUCUUUGGCCUUUACCUUGCCUCCCCAGGGCUGUGCAGUAUCCUGCGCUCUGACAUUGCCGUUGUUAACCUUCCACCAUCUUGAUUUGUGAGUGACAAAGGCUGAAUUUGCCACCUUGGUGGGGUGAAGGGCUUCCCUAAGAAGAAUCAUUUUAUUCCUGCCGAAGAGGUGCUUGGUCUAUGGCACUGUUCAUCAGUUGGUGCCCCCACAGGUUUUUCACAUCUGCUUUAUGAGGCUGGCCUCCUACAUAGCCAAACACACCAUAGGAGCUGGUGAUUAGCAAAAGGACUCAACCCUUGCAUCGUUUCAGAAAAGGCAGUCCAGUGGGAGGUGGCUCUCUGGCACCUUUCCCGGCAUGACUGGUCAGUGUUUGUGGCAUGACUGCGAGGAGCCCUCUGCAUUAGCAAGUCUUUGCUUGGGCUGUGUGCUGUUUCCAGGGUGCUGUGGCAGAGAUUUGCAUAGUAUUUGCAGCUAUAGACUGCAUGGGUGAUGGCUUUUUCUAAGGAUUUUAAUGAAAUCUAAAAGACGAGACUUUGGAAGGAAACGCAGAUUGUCUGUGAGGUUGUAUCUUUAGCGUGAGGGAGGGCGUCAGGCAUGAAGUGGAUCGUGCUGAGAAACUGCUUCUGUGAUUAUUGUCAUUUUGAGUGCCAGCCUAGGAGUGUGUUUUGAUGAGCUUUGCAAAUGUGAAAUGAGAUGUGUCCAUUUCAAUCAUCAUAAGGUCUGUUCUUAGACCAUGUUGGGUGGUGAACAACAGUAGCUGAGCAAACAAAUCCCUUCUCUGUAUGUUGUUCUUGAAUCCUUUCUCCACUAUAUUUUCAUUACUAUCAGUAAAAGUUUUUAAGUCUCUGCAAAGAGGGGAUCCGUCCCAAGGAAGUGCUCUUGUGCCAGAGUUAUUUUAUGUGUCCACUUUAGGGGAAUGCUGCUGGGGAUGAUGUUCUCUUGUUCUUGGCCUAGUCAGGGGAACAUGAGAAAGCUGAGGUUGGGGAACUCAUCCUGUUCCCUGUCCUGUUGUGAAGCAGCAGUAGAGUCUUUCCGAAACAGCUCAGUUACAGUGCCGUGGUUGGCCCUCAGUACUGGCAGCUUUUUCUGGGGAGAACCAAGUGAUCACUACAGUGACGGCUCCUGCUAAUUGCCAGUAAAGAGUUUUCAAGUCUUUAACUGGAGAAUCAUGCUUUGGAUUGUUGGUAAGCAAGAGAAAAUAUGUCUUUGUUCAACUCUUACAUAUUAAAUUAAAAACAGCUAGCAAUGGUCUGAAUUACCGGCCUUUUCACCUUCCUAUAGCUAGUUUUCAACCCUAUUCAGUUGUUCCUGUAAUGGAGAAGCGAGAGAAAAAUUGAAGUCUAAAAGGAUUUCAGCUUCAGGCUCUCCUUACCCUGCACAAAAAUGGUUCUAACUCUUUUAGCUUAGCUUUGUAUUUCCGCCCUUCCAGACAAGUAGCUUGACUUCCGCAAAGCUAGACUAGCCCUGUCUAGCGCCAGUACUUCCAGUGCUUUUCCAUGCUAGGCUUGACAGCUAUUGAGAGGACAGGUCACUUGCCAGGACGUCCUGUUCCUCAGCUGCUUGCUUUUGUAGGCUUCCUGAAUUGCAACAGUAUUUGGCAUCUGUAGGCUCUCAAUAAAAUUCCUCUGGCAAUAGACUUGAAAGGUAAUUUAAAGAUGUGACUAGCCACAUUUUAUGUUGCUUGAAGUUCUUAUGCUGUUAUUAGUUUAAUAAUGUUAAGCAGAACAAGUUGAUGCUUUGCUAAAAUAGCUCAGCUUGUUCAGAAACUGAGGGCCGUAAUUUGUUGAGCUGGGGCUUCGCUGGAUGACACAAUGUUUUUAUUGAUGUCUUUGGUAGCCCAUGAAUAUUUAAAGUUUGUUUAUUUUCUGUCCUUGUAAUACUGUUUGGUUUUUUUUUCCCUAGAUAAGCAACAUCUUGUUUUUUGUUUUACCACCCAUAUGUAUGUGCUUGUUCCGUCAGUAUGCAACCUGCUUCAACAGUGGAAUAUAUUUAAUAUGGACUCUGCUAGUUGUGGUUGGAAUUGGAUCUGUUUACUUUCACGCCACCCUCAGUUUCCUGGGUCAGAUGCUGGAUGAGCUGGCUAUUCUCUGGGUCCUGAUGUGUGCUCUUGCCAUGUGGUUCCCUAGGAGAUACCUGCCCAGAGUUUUUCGGAAUGACAGGAGCCGAUUUAAAGCUGCUGUGGGUGUCCUGUCUGGAGUUACUACCUGCCUUGCCUUCAUUAAGCCUGCCAUCAACAACAUCUCAUUAAUGACUCUGGGUGUUCCCUGCACAGCUUUGCUCAUUGCUGAGUUGAAGAGGUGUGAAAACCUGCGUGUGUACAAACUGGGUCUCUUUUCAGGUCUUUGGUGGAUGCUAGCACUUUUCUGCUGGAUCAGUGACAAAGUGUUUUGUGAGAUUUGGUCCUCAUUUAACUUCCCCUAUUUGCACUGUGUAUGGCACAUUUUGAUUUGCCUUGCGGCAUACCUGGGCUGUGUCUGCUUUGCUUACUUCGAUGCUGCCUCUGAGAUCCCUGAGCAGGGCCCUGUCAUAAAGUUCUGGCCCAGUGAGAGAUGGGCGUUCAUUGGGGUUCCCUACGUCACCCUCCUCUGCGCGCACAAGAAAUCACCUGUGAAGAUCACGUGAAAUUUGCCAUGAAAUGGGGAUGGAAUUUCAACUUAUGUUCCGGCACAGACAGUAUUUAAAUAAUGAUAAAUGAAUAGGGUUGUACUUUUAGCUUCUUCGUAAGAUAUGCAGCACUUCAGGUGUCAUAAAAGAGGAGGCAAGUGUGUUCUUUUCUCCCUCUGGAGAGGAGAGAGGAAGCAGGAAGGUGAGGCUCUUGAACACUAAAGUAACCACUAGCUUCUCUAGUUGGCUCUGUUUUGCACUGUUUUUUCAAUGUAGCAUUUCCCUUGAUAAAAUCUCUUUCCAAAUACCAGGGUCUAGAAAUGAUAUUUCUGCAGUAGGUUGCCUCUGGUGCUUGAUUCACUUCUUUUGUAACUUCUGGUUUAAGGCCUUCUUUGCAAAAGAAGCCAGGCCAAGAUCCUACAUGCCGUCCUGUGUCCUUCUCAGCUCUGAUUUUGAUAGGGUUGCACAUGGCCACAAGAGUGUGCUCGAAGCACGUGCUCCUGCCAGCCUGGCGUGUAACACAAGGAGUCUGGGUGUGCAUCACAUUGGAUCAUGGAUUAUGUGGUCGCUUCCCCAAGUACAGCAAGGAGACCAGUGCAAAGUGUUUGCAACUGAGUAACUGGAUCAGUGCAGUUAGGCAGUGUAAAUGCGUGAAUAGCUGACAGAAGGUUCAGUCCCUAAAACUAACUAGGAGUUCAAGGGUUUUGAAUUUUUCUGUGUUUCCACUGACCUGUGGACGUUUGUAUGCUGCAUAUUUCCCUUUUACAGAGAUGUCACAGAAAUCCCUCUCUACCUCUGCAGACAUCUUUGGUCUUGAAUUUGGUGUUGAAGCUCACACAGAAGUGUGAACGUUAACUUCAGUAAGAGCUCAGGUGGUUUGACAGUGUGAUUAAAUCGUAGAAACUUGUAGGUGCCUAGCUGUAUGUCUAAUUUGAGAGUUAAAUUCUCACCAAAGCAUUGCAAAGUGACAUGAACAAUAGCCUAGUGCUCUGCUAUACUUCGGAAAAAAGCAGAUAACCACUUAAGAACCAAGCUGAAGACUUAGAUUUCAGUGAGCAAUGAAAUGUGACAUUGAGUCUUGCAUUCUUACAAACAAAUAGUAGAUGCAAGUUUUCUGCUUGUUUUCAAGUCUGUUCCGUAGAGAUAAGGGAUGUCUAGAGCCAUUUAGUUUCAAAGUUAUAGUUUGGGGUUGAGGUUCAGGAAUGGCUAUGGUUCUUGCAAGCAAUUUGUGCUAGGUCUGUUUAAAAAAUUACGCAAAGUGCGGACAUGUUUUUCAAAUAUUAACAGUUGUAGCUGCUAACAGCUGCAUUCUUGGAGAAAAUAGGGUCUGCUUAUGUUCCACCUAAUAUCAGAACUGUAGAUGGGUUAAGGCUUUGGAUGUACACUUUUAUUAAUAAGUGAUAUUUCCUUUUUUGAAUAUUAGACCAGGAAAUACCAUUUCCUCUGUGCUUUGCUUAAAAAGUCUUAUGUUGUACUUGUUUUUUAUCAACGUGAAAAUGCACUCUAUACAGUAUCAUCUUUAGGAAAGUGGCUUUUAACAAGAACUUUGGGGUGAAUUAACUUCCAAGCAUUGUAAAAACUUUUCAGAUAACUUUUGUACUCAAAUUUAUGCUUAGAAAACAAGAGCUAAGAUGUAUGCUGUUACACUUAAAGCGAAGUUGUUAGUGGAAGAUAUGACUGUCAUCUUGAGAACUUCAAAGCGGGUGAGUAGCCUACUGUCAGAUUGACUGACAGAUCAGAAAAGAAGUAAAAUCUGUCCGGUGGAACAAUGCAGAUUUAUACCACUUGAUAGAAGAUUUGUCCAAGAGAAAUGUGGUUUAUGGACACACAAUCAUAUAAUUUUUGUAUGAAACUUGUUUGUAAAAAUUCAUACAGUAAUGUUUGUUACUCUUUGAAGCAUAGCUGCUUUUUCCUUUUCUUCCUCUCUCCCUAAUUAUGAAAUGCUCAGUUUCAAACGCUUCUCAGGUAUUAAAAGUCAUAUGAUUAGAUCCUUAUACAGAUAGGCUUGCUGGCUGGUACCCAGCUAAGGUUGCUGAUGCCUGGCAUGGCCCCUUUGAGUAAGAUUUUUCAAUAUUGUUUGCUAAAUUAUUAUGUUACAGUAAAUAAGUUAUUUUCAGUAUUGGUUGGGAAAUUAUUAACUGCAGACGUAAUAUCCUAUUCAAAAUGACUGGAGCCUUCCUACUUAAUAUUUUGUUUGAAAACAACCUCUGACUCAAAGGGCUCUAAGCAACCUGCUGUCAACUGCUGUUGUCUGUUCUGCAGAGUCUGACUGCUCAUAAAGAAGUAAUUUUACAAUUUAAAAAAUGGUGGUAGUGCAUUCAGCUAUUGCAGAGGUGAAUGCAUGCAGGCCAAGAAUAAUCUCCUUUUUUUAAUUAACCAAUCUCCAGCCUUUAUACUCUUUAUAGGAGAUUCUGUGAACAAAGAUCACUAGCUGAUAUUCAAAGCUCCACUGUAGAACUGGUUGGGAGUAUUCCACUGUAACAGCAGCCCACCCCUUCUAGAUAUAGCUACUGCACUUUACAUUAAAUUAAUAUUAACUUAUAUGUUCUGACAAAAGCGACAUUUAUUUCAAGAAAGAAGAAACAUGCAGUUUUUACCAGAUUGACAGCUUUACAGAUUGCACUUUGGACUAAGGCUCCAGUUCACGAUAGCAUAAGUACCCAAAGAAGUAUGUGAUUGGCAUACAGAGGGGUUUGUGCACUGCCUGAUCAUACAGAUGAAUAGACACAUGCGCACAAGUAGCUGUAUUAUAUUGGAGUUUAAAGUGAUGUAUAUGCAUCCUCAGGUUUUAAAGCCCCAGAAUGCUUUCUUCCAUUGCUGGCAGGAAUUGACUGGAUUCCUAGUCCUUAGGUUCAAUUAGUAUUUUAGUUUAAUUAGUGGGAUGCAAUACUGUGUUGAGCAUAAUGUAGAUUCUAUAUAUUGGCGUGUGAUAUCAAUCAUCCCUUGAAUGUUAAACUUCAGGUUAUUUAAGAAGGGAUAUUUAGCUCUCAGUGACGGCAAAGACUUGCCCAAUUCACAGUUACUAAAAAUGAAUAGUAUGUAAGGAGUGGUGUUGGGGUUUGGGUUUUUUUCCAUCUCUUCUGAAGUCUGUAUACUGAAUGUUUGUGGAAAGCGUGUAAUACU